UUUUAACCGUACCAUGGCAUAAAAAGUGAAAAUAGAAUGUGUGAAACAAGGUUAUUAAAUAAGCAAUGAAAUGAAAUUUGAUAUAAUGGAUUUUUAUACAAAAUCUUUACAUUAAGAACAUUAUGCUCAUAAAACAGAUUACAUUAGACAUAAUCUUGAGGAGAAAUAUGGUAUAUAAUAAAAUUAAAUAUAUAGGACGUUGUUUUUCUAUAAUUCUGUAUUAAAUUGGUGCUUUUGUAUCUCAUUCAUUUUUACAUGCUGAUGAUUUCUUAUUAGAAUUAAGAUCACAUGAACAUCAUAUAUUAGCUUAUAUGCUUCCACCAUCAUUUAGUCCUCCUCCUUUAAUACCUGAACCUAAAGUUAUACCAUUUAGUAGAACUACUACUCAACAACAACACGUCUCAAAAUAUUAGUAAUUUUAAUUCUUAUUAUUCAAGUUAACCAUAUAAUACAGGUCAUGCUGGUUACUACAGAUAUUGA
Molecule: messenger RNA, 480 nt
Organism: Paramecium sonneborni
Lineage: Eukaryota; Ciliophora; Oligohymenophorea; Peniculida; Parameciidae
Source: the annotation of a GenBank genome assembly